Molecule: messenger RNA, 1195 nt
Organism: Cucumis sativus (cucumber)
Lineage: Eukaryota; Viridiplantae; Streptophyta; Magnoliopsida; Cucurbitales; Cucurbitaceae
Product: transcription factor bHLH30
Exons: 2
Coding region: 177-896 (239 amino acids)
Biological process (GO): regulation of DNA-templated transcription
Molecular function (GO): DNA-binding transcription factor activity; protein dimerization activity
Source: RefSeq, a predicted model, not a curated record
GUUCACACUUUCAUUUCCAACUCUGCAUGUUCCACUUCUUCUUCCUUCUCUCUUCAUUCUUCUCUCUUCUUUCCAUUUUCAUGGCUUCCUCUAUUCUCUAACAAUCCCAUAACUAAAUUAUUCAUUCCUUGUUUCAUCCUUCAAACUAUACGAGCAAGUCCUUCCAUAUUCCAGAGAUGCUUCCUUUCCAGACUCAUUACGGAUUCCAGAGCAGUUGGUCGUUGAGUUAUCACAACGCCGAUAAUCUCAAACCAUCAAUGUCCACCGCCGGUUGUUCGAUCGUCGACAAUGCUGCAGAUGCAUCUAAAGACGUGAAGAAGUCUUCGGAAGCAAGUCGAAGUCAUAAGGAAGCUGAGAGAAGACGGCGACAGCGAAUCAAUUCGCAUUUAUCUACUCUCCGUACACUCCUUCCUAAUACUACUAAGACGGAUAAGGCGUCGUUACUGGCGGAGGUGGUGAGUCAUGUGAAGGAGUUGAGACGGCGAGCGACGGAGGUUGCACGUCGGAGUACAGAACAAAGCGGCGGCGGAGGGAUGGUGUCGUGGCCGUUCCCUAGUGAGGAAGACGAAGCGACGCUAUGUUACUGCGAUAACGAAAAUAAGGUAAUGAGAGCGACGGUUUGUUGCGAUGAGCGGUCCAGUUUGAACCGGGAUAUGAUGCAGGCGAUCCGGUCGGUUGAGGUGAGGGUGGUUCGGGCUGAGACGAUGACAUUGGGGGGGAGGACGAAGAACGUGGUGGUGAUGGAGUGGAGCGGCGGCGGGAGGCAGAGGGAUGAGGAGUUUAUGGGCCUGAGACGAGCUUUGAAGGCCGUAGUGGAGAAUCGGGCCCAAAGUGUUUUGGGUAAUAAGAGGGCCCGGGCCUGUUGUCCAAUAGAGGAUACGUUUUUAAUGUGCUGACGUGGCCAAUGAAGGUUUGCGUCGGAAUUGUGGGGUUUGGGAAUCUUUUUUUAUAUUUAUUUUGAUGGUUUGGUGAAAAAUGGAAAAUGAAAGAGGCUUUAACUUGAGAAAGUGACCGACAUGUCGUUUGUAGCACAAGAGACGACAAGAAAGAAACACGUUUCGUUUAGGAAUAUAAUUUUUAAGUUGAUCAAUUUAUGUUCAAUCAAAACACACCAUUCGUAAACUGUGAUUAGAGGCACUUUAGCCACUACACGUGAUUUUAUAAAAUGAGAUCAUAGUCUCUACUUUCGACUUAA